Molecule: messenger RNA, 843 nt
Organism: Colletotrichum destructivum
Lineage: Eukaryota; Fungi; Ascomycota; Sordariomycetes; Glomerellales; Glomerellaceae
Product: Putative membrane-associated, eicosanoid/glutathione metabolism (MAPEG) protein
Exons: 3
Coding region: 215-661 (148 amino acids)
Cellular component (GO): membrane
Source: RefSeq, a predicted model, not a curated record
GUGAACGCGGUCCAACGACGAAGUCCGAAGGCCGAGAAUCCGUCCAAUGAAUGCCUGGAGAAGAUGCUGGGUAUUGAAUCCUAGUGGAGUAAAUCACAGCAAUAAUCGAGAACCACGCUCUCAACUCGACGGUACAUAUAGCAUCAAACUCUAGUACAUUAGGUUCAACUGGGAACCAUUAUACCGCGCAAAAGUAUACUUACCAGGUUUCGCUAUGAACAUAUCGUACUUCACAAUCCCGCCGGCGCUGGUUCUCGCCCUUUUUGGACGGCUUUACUCGGGCAUUUUGGGGCCCGGGAAAAUGCUGUUUGACCGCAACAAUCCAAGGGGCUUUCCUGAAACCAUCAAGAAUGCCGAGUUGGAUGAAAAGACCCGGGGCCGUUUACUGCGGGCUGAAGCAUGUUCAGCCAACGGCUUUGAAGGCCUCCCGCUGUUCGCCGCUGCGGUGACGGCAGGCAAUUCUGCAGGUGUCUCUGCGUUGACCAUGAAUGUGCUCUCGUUAGCUUGGCUGGCGAGCCGUGUGCUGUACAUAUUCGUGUACAUCUGGUAUCAGGAGACAGAAAAGCUUGCCCUGGGGCAGGCACCGCUUCGAUUCAAGAUAUGGUCGGUUGGCGCAAUGCUGUGCAUGUCUAUGUUUGUUUUAGCUGGAUUGAAGUCCUGACUUGGAAGUUUCUGAGGCCUGCGUGGAAGCUGUAGAUAGUUCGGUGAGAUCGUUUGACUGAGGAAGGCCGCCAUGCGCGGAGUACCAGCUCUACAUCCAGACCACAAGUUCUUCGGGGAAGGAUAGCGAAACAAAUGAGAAGUCAGAAAGUCGGUGCAUAUCCCAUAGUGUCCUAUUAAGCU